UAAUUUUCGUUUCGGGUCGGUGCCACUUGCAACAGCCUGUGUUUGCUAGCAUCUGUCGCUCUCCGAGAGCUGAGAUCGUCGUCGUCGAGAUCUGAGCGAUCUGGAGAAGGGAGGUUUGGGAGGAAUAGCACUCGCAUAACGUGGAUCGAAGAUGAGCGUCAUCGACAUCCUCACGCGCGUCGACGCUAUCUGCAAGAAGUACGAAAAGUACGACGUCGAGAGGCUCAACGGGGACAACGUCGCCGGUGAUGACGCCUUUGCUCGCCUCUACGCCUCAGUCGACUUAGACGUAGAGUCCGCCCUCCAGAAAGCGGAGACGGCGUCCCAGGAGAAAAAUCGGGCAGCGGUAGUGGCUCUGAAUGCGGAGAUUCGGCGGACCAAGGCUCGUUUGUUGGAGGAGGUCCCGAAGCUGCAGAGGUUGGCCCUCAAGAAGGUAAAAGGCCUCUCCAAAGAAGAACUUUCCACACGUAAUGAUUUGGUACUUGCACUGCCAGACAGAAUUCAGUCUAUUCCAGAUGGCAGUACAAAUGGAGCAAAAGCAACUGGUAGCUGGACAGCAUCAGCUUCUCGCACAGAAAUUAGAUUUGAUUCUACAUCAGAUGGAAGAUUUGAGAGUGAGUAUUUUCAGCAGACUGAAGAAUCAAACCAAUUUAGGCAAGAGUAUGAGAUGCGCAAAAUGAAACAGGAUCAAGGCUUAGACAUUAUAUCUGAAGGUCUGGAUACACUGCAAAAUAUGGCUCAUGAUAUGAAUGAGGAACUUGACAGGCAAGUCCCUUUAAUGGAUGAAAUUGACAGUAAGGUGGACAAGGCUACUUCAGACCUGAAAAACACUAAUGUUAGACUCAAGGAAACUGUUAAUCAGCUACGAUCCAGUCGCAACUUUUGCAUUGACAUCAUUUUGUUAUGCAUUAUUCUUGGUAUUGCAGCUUACCUGUACAAUGUGUUGAAGAAGUGAAAGUGGCGCACCAUCCAUUUUCCAGUUUAUACUGAUGCAAUAUAUCGUAAGUGCGCACGCUGUCUCUGCUUUAUUCAGUUUUUCUCGGUCUCAUUGUACAUGCAAUAUGGAUAGAAACCUUGGUCGUUUAUGUUCAUAUAAGAUAUCCUAGUCUGUACAGGCACUGCUUUAUUGUGUGUCUUGUGAUCUUAUUGUACAUGUGAUAUGAACAAUGUGGUAUGUGCUAUGUUACUACACGGCCUGGAAUCUUGUGUUCUA
Messenger RNA from Zingiber officinale, 1213 nucleotides. RefSeq names its product syntaxin-71-like. Lineage: Eukaryota; Viridiplantae; Streptophyta; Magnoliopsida; Zingiberales; Zingiberaceae. Gene Ontology annotation, molecular function: SNARE binding; SNAP receptor activity. Bases 152 to 955 code for a protein of 267 amino acids. Gene Ontology annotation, cellular component: membrane; SNARE complex; endomembrane system. The record is from RefSeq and is a predicted model, not a curated record. The transcript is spliced from 9 exons. Gene Ontology annotation, biological process: vesicle fusion; intracellular protein transport.